AUGUCAUAUUUAAAUUCUGGUAGAAUUAAUACUUGGGCUAUAAAAGAAAUUUUAAAGAGAGAUAUUUUAGAUAUUCUGGAUCAUUUAAAUGGUCCAAAAAUUAUAAUAUGGGAUGAAAACGUUAUUGCUUCAAUUAGUUUGAUCAUAGAAUAUCAAAUUUUAAAGGAUAAUGAUGUAAUUCAUAUGUACUCACUUAAAGAACAAUCGGUACCUAUGGAAUCAGCCAAGCAUAUAAUAUUUAUAAUAAAACCUGAUUUAAAUAAUAUAAACUCAUUGUAUUUUUUUAUAAAUAGUUUUCAAAAGAAAAACUUCAAUCAUAAAGAACUUCAUUUAUUGUGGGUUCCAAAAAACUUUGUCUUAUAUGAUGAAAAAUUGAAAGAGUUAGAUCUAUACACUAUAUUUACCAGUAUAGGAAAUCUGGGUGCCGAUCUAUUUCCAUUUGAUAGUGACUUAAUAUCUAUGGAAAUACUGGGAGUUUAUAAGGAUUUAAUCCUUGAAUAUGAUCCAUUCUCUUUGUAUCUAUCUGGCAGAGCUCUCAACAAAUUAUUGAAAAUCCAUCCUUUAUUAUGUAAUACCAAACCGAAAAUUAUUAGCAAAGGAGUCGCUGCUAAAAAAGUUCACGAGCUCUUAAAAGACCCAAAUUUUCAAGACGCCAACGAGAAAAUCAACAAAGCCUUUCAAGAAACAUUAUCCUUAUCGAACGAUUUGAGCUCUAAACCAUAUUCGAGCUCAGCAUCUUAUAGUUCUCCUAAUACUACUACACUUAUUAUCUUAGAUAGAAGCGUGGAUUUACUGACCCCUUUACUCACUCAAUUGACCUACGAGGGAUUAAUCGACGAAAUUUUUGGCAUUAAAGGCACAUAUCUAACUCGCGUUAUGCUACCUCUCUCAAGAUGCCUUCUAAAGUAUUUCAAAGCCUCUCAAUCCACUAAAAACAACCAAGCCUCGACAUCCACGAAUCCCUUUUCCGAUUCGGUAGAUGAAGAUGAUCAACAAAUUCCGGAGGGUGGUGGCAUAGGGGAUUCCAACUUUGCCAACACGGAGAGUGAAAAUAACAAAGCCAUCAAAACCUUAUCUCUCAACUCAAGGGACGAAAUAUUCGGCGAAACCAGGGAUAAAAAUUUUAACGCCGUAGGAUCUUAUUUGAGUAUCAAGGCUAAGAACUUGGCUUCCCAGUUUGAGGAACGCCACAACGUCAAAACUGUCAGCGAAGUUAAAGGAUUUGUCUCGAAACUGCCUUACUUACAAAACAUCAGAUCGCAUUUGACAAAUCAUACGACCAUCGCAGAAGUGAUCAAAGAACGAAUCGAUAGCGAUGAAUUUCGAGACAUCUUAAAAGCCGAACAAGAGUUUUUAUUCUGCGUGGGCACCGAUAAAAUAAAUACUUAUAUAGAAGAUUGCAUAGCUAGGAAAGAAAGCUUAACAAAGGUGUUAAGGUUGUUGUGUGCCCAAUCGUUUGUGAACAAUGGCUUGAAGACAAAGGUUUUGGAACAAUAUUCUCGAGAUAUUUUUCAGACUUACGGAUAUGUGCACAUGCUCACUUUAAAUAAUUUAAAAGAAUGCAAAAUGUUGGUCAAUUACAUUCCCGACUCUACUAACAAAAGACCCUUUUCUGCCCUCGUCAAAUCGUAUAAUCUAAUCGUCGAAAAAACUGAUGAAAAAUUACCCCACGAUUUCUCCUACGUCUAUAGCAUUUACGCACCUCUCUCUGUUAGAAUCGUACAAAAAAUACUAUCGACCAACUUUAAAGAAACCCAUAUUGCAAACAAGGGCAUGUCACAAAAAAACUCAUCUUUCGCCAGUCUCAAUAUUGAAUAUAAUAAAAAUCCUUUCUUUUUGGAAGAAGACAAUAAAUCUAUAAAUCAUAGCAGCAUCCCUGAUUCGGGUUCGGUCAGGAGCGGAAGCGUAGACAAUAAUAGUUUAGAUUUGAACGAAUCAUCUUCGUACCAACAAAACACAAUCAUAGUAUUUAUGAUUGGCGGUUUAACCUUGGCUGAAAUAUCGGCCUUGCGGUUCUUAUUAAAAUCCGAAGAAAGUUCGUACGAUUAUUUGAUAAUCACAACUGAAAUCAUCAACGGUAAAACUUGGAUCGAUUAUAUGUAUGAACAUUAUUUAUAA
This is a messenger RNA of Gordionus sp. m RMFG-2023, 2118 nucleotides long. RefSeq names its product vacuolar protein sorting-associated protein 33A-like. Gene Ontology annotation, biological process: vesicle-mediated transport; intracellular protein transport. The record is from RefSeq and is a predicted model, not a curated record. Bases 1 to 2118 code for a protein of 705 amino acids. The transcript has 17 exons. Lineage: Eukaryota; Metazoa; Nematomorpha; Gordioida; Chordodea; Parachordodidae. Gene Ontology annotation, cellular component: CORVET complex; lysosome.